Sphaeroforma arctica JP610 is the source of this 1622-nucleotide messenger RNA. RefSeq lists its product as hypothetical. The record is from RefSeq and is a predicted model, not a curated record. Bases 1 to 897 code for a protein of 298 amino acids. Gene Ontology annotation, biological process: endocytosis; plasma membrane tubulation; actin cortical patch localization. Gene Ontology annotation, cellular component: actin cortical patch. Lineage: Eukaryota; Ichthyosporea; Ichthyophonida. The transcript is spliced from 4 exons. Gene Ontology annotation, molecular function: protein binding; lipid binding.
AUGAGCGGCUACGCAGCCAGCAGCUACAGAGAUGAUAAUUACAAUAAUAACAACAGCUACUACAACAAAAGCAGCUACAGCAUUGGCAACUACAACAACAAUAGCAGCUACAGCAAUGACAAUUACAACAACGACAACAACAUCUCCUACCGUGAUAGCAGAUACGAGGACGACGGGUACAGACAAUCAGACUACGAUGACAAUUACGAUUCGUACAGCACACGCAGCUCAGGGUACAACAUAGUUCAACCGCCCGAACGGCCUAGGGUGGCACCAGCUCGACAGCCAACUGACCCAAGGAGACCCGGUUUACCGCCCCGUCGCUCCAGUUCUAUUCAUAGGUCGUCCAGCCAGGAUGCUCCUGGACGGCCGGCGACGCAACCUUCGCGCACGGGGAGUGUGCGCAGCAUAGCUAGUCGCAGUUAUGCUACCGAUUACAACGACAACAACUACAAUGACUACAACAAUGAAUACGACUCUGAAUAUGACCGUGAUAGAGACUAUGAUGACUCGUAUGAUCGUCGAGACAGCUAUAGGGACGGCGAGUACGAUCCACGGUACGAUGCUGAGAACUACAGGAGGCCCAGUGAUGACUACAAUAGCAGGGAUGCUUAUGAUGGAGAUGAGUAUGGUGACCACCAAUUGUCCACAGAGAAAGGUGGUCGGAGGAAACCGCCGCCUAUUCCGCCGAGGCCGGCUAAGAACAAGAUAAUGAAGCGGGCGAAAGCCUUGUACGAUUUCAAAGCAAGGGAGACGUCUGAUCUGACGUUCAAGAAGGGCGACACAUUCAUUGUUCUCAUGGCCACAUACUCGAUCGAGCACUGGUGGGUGGGCGAAAUAGACGGGAAAGUAGGCUACUUCCCUGGAAAUUAUGUUAAGGUGCUAGGACGCUCAUGAUGGAGAAAAGAACUUAUAGAAAACACUCCAACGCACGCCAGAGGGAUAGUUGGGCUCUGUUACUAGAACUUUACUGCAUUGAGAUGGUAUCAUACGCCACUUGUGGUAGACGUGAUUGUUCCCUAUUUCAAUUAGAUUAUUCGCUGCGGAAUUUUACCCCAUCACUUUCAACUAGGGCAAGGCAAGGUAAAAGCAAGAAAUCUUGUGAUUCAGCAUUGCAACAAAGAGGGUGCACUCCUUGAUUUUUUCCUGGCCAUCCAAGACGAUUUGAUGUUAUUGGGUAUUUUCUAAAUUUCAAUUCAUUCUGUUUGUCCUAAUAACCGCAAUACUACCUUGCUGUUCCUUGACUCACUUCAGCAGUGUAGUUUGCAUGCGCCGUCUCAUAGAACGUCAGUGGCCAUUUAAAAGGCUAUAUGGAAUAAUCUCGAUAUAGACAGACCACGUUUCUGUGUUUUUAUCCAAGCAAUGGAAUUAAUCCCCAAAAUGUCGAUACGCAAGAUAUAUUGAUGCUCUCUACCUGAUGUGGUUAAAAAUGGAAGUACUCCGGCUCAAACACAAAGCUCACCCUUCGGACUCUCGUACAGUCGUUUCAAAUCAGCUCGCGGCCCUGAUUCAUCAGUCUAUAGCAACAGACGGUUAUGUACAGAGUACUCAAGCUCUUUCAAUAAAGUAUCCGAGACCCUUCGAUGCCCCAUUAUUGUCCCGGCGUUCCCAUUUACAAUUCC